Vidua macroura (Pin-tailed whydah) is the source of this 3240-nucleotide messenger RNA. It is a transcript of the gene ANKFN1, whose product is annotated as ankyrin repeat and fibronectin type III domain containing 1. Gene Ontology annotation, molecular function: protein binding. Bases 1 to 3240 code for a protein of 1079 amino acids. The transcript has 17 exons. NCBI's taxonomy places the organism in Eukaryota, Metazoa, Chordata, Aves, Passeriformes, Viduidae. The record is from RefSeq and is a predicted model, not a curated record. Gene Ontology annotation, biological process: establishment of mitotic spindle orientation; regulation of establishment of bipolar cell polarity. Gene Ontology annotation, cellular component: spindle.
AUGACCCAGCAAAUGCAUAACUUGAGCCUCCUGCAGAGCAAAAAGCACAGCAUGCCCUCGUCGCCCAGCGCUGCCAAGCGGCUCUACCGGAACCUGUCGGAGAAGCUGAAGGGCAGCCACACGUCCUUUGACGAAGCCUACUUCAGAUCCCGCUGCGACCGCCUCAGCCUCCGCAAGGCCUCCAUGAAUUUCCAGUGCAAUGAAGCUAUGUUUGAGGCCGUAGAGCAGCAGGACCUGGAUGCUGUUCAGAUUCUUCUUUAUCAAUACACCCUGGAGGAACUGGACCUGAACACACCAAACAGUGAGGGACUCACUCCUUUGGAUAUUGCCAUUCUGACAAACAACGUCCCCAUUGCCAGGACCCUUCUGCACGUUGGGGCAAAGGAAAGCCCACACUUUGUGACCGUGGAGAGCAGGUCUGUGCACCUGAGCAUGCUGGUGCAGGAGGCCCAGCAGAGAGUGGCAGAAUUAUCAGCACAAGCAGCGAGUGAAGGGCUGGGCACGGAGAGCGCCGAGAGGGAGAAGCAGCUCAAGGGCUGGGAGUGGAGGGCCAGGCUCUACCAGCGCAUGAAGGCCGGCUAUGAGCAUGCCCGAGCCCCCGAGGCGCCAACCAAUGUCUGUCUCAUGGUAACGAGCAGCACAUCACUCACUGUCACCUUCCAAGAACCCCUCAGUGUCAACUCAGCUGUGGUGACCAAGUAUAAAGUGGAAUGGAGCUCUUCAGAAGACUUUUCUCCUUUGGCUGGUGAAAUAAUUACGGAUAAUCUUCACUCCUUGAGGUGCUCCAUCACAGGUCUCAGGACGGGCCAAAGAUAUUAUGUCCGUGUCUCAGCAUACAACAUGAGAGGAUGGGGACCUGCAUGCAAAUCUACUCCUGAAUAUGCUUCUCCUUCAAACUGGAAAGACUGCAAUGGAAGAGAGCCUCGGCACAGGGGACACACGGAGGCCCUGGAACGCCUCCUUCAGCAGGUCCGAGCAGCUCAUCAGCACUAUAACUGCAGAGAAAGUUCUAAAUUACAAAACGCUGGUCGCAAGCAAUCCGUUUCCAGAAGCCUGAAGCAUCUUUUCCAUUCAUCAAACAAGUUUGUGAAGACUCUGAAAAGGGGACUCUACUUAUCUGUUAUACUUUUUUACAAAGACAAUUUGUUAGUAACCAAUGAAGAUCAAAUCCCAAUUGUGGAAAUCGAUGACUCUCACAGUAGUUCAGUUAUGCAGGAUUUCCUGUGGUUCACAAAGUUGUCUUGCAUGUGGGAUGACAUCAGGUGGCUGAGGCAGAACAUGGCUGUGUCCGUGUCCUCAUCCACAGCACUCCAGGCCAGGCAGAAGAUGCUUUCAGCUGCAGCACAGCUACAGAAUUUGCUGGGAACUCACAAUUUAGGCAGAGUUUUUUAUGAGCCAAUCAAGGAUCGACAUGGCAAUGUGCUGAUAGUUACUGUAAGAGAAGUGGAGAGUCUGUACUCAUUUUUUAAUGGCAAAUGGAUGCAGGUAUCCAAACUACAAAGCCAGAGGAAAUCCCUUUCAACUCCAGAGGAGCCAACAGCAUUAGACAUCUUGCUUAUAACAAUCCAGGACAUACUUUCCUAUCACAAACGAAGUCAGCAGCGCCUCCCUCCCGGCUUGUAUCUGGGUUACCUUAAACUCUGCAGCUCUGUGGAUCAGAUCAAAGUGCUUGUGUUGCAGAAGCUGCCCAAUGUCCUGUGUCACGUUAAAAUCCGAGACAACAGCAAUGUCUCCAAAGAUGAGUGGGAAUGGAUCCAAACACUUUCUGGCUCAGAAUCCGUGGAAAGUAUGGAUCAUACUUCAGACUGCCCUACUCAAUUGUUCUUGUAUGAGCUCCAGACAGCAGUGAAAGCUCUCCUCAAACAGAUCAAUCUACCUCUGCAUCAGGCUAAGCACUUCCGUCUGUACACACAGGAGGUGUUGGAACUGGGUCACAAUGUCUCCUUUCUUCUCCUGCUCCCCGCCUCAGACGACGUCUGCACUGCCCCAGGACAGAAUAAUCCUUACACCCCACACUCAGGAUUUCUUAACCUCCCUCUUCAGAUGUUUGAACUUGCUCAUUUUUGCUGUUACAAGGAAAAAUUUAUAAGCCUGUAUUGCCGCCUUUCUGCUGUCAUAGAGCUGGACUCUCUGAAAACCCAGCAGUCCCUGAGGGAAGCAAUUUCAGACAGUGAAGUCGCUGCAGCCAAACAAAGACACCAGCAAGUUAUAGACUACAUACAGCAAAUUGAUGAGAUCUGGAGGGACAUGAGAUGGAUCACAGAAGCACUACAGUAUGCAAGAUACAAGCAGCCAGCAGCAGGCCUGCCCAUAAGGAAGCUUGUGGAUCUUUCAGAAGAACACUUUCAAAAGAAAAUGAGCUCCACCUCUUCACAUCUAGAUUGUCUUCCUUCACCUCCCCCCUCUCCUGAGCCUAGAAUCCAGAGGAGAAAAGCUGUGAGUGACUCCCAGCCCUGCUCAGAUGAAGAAGGCUGCUCCGAGGUGUUCCUCCCAACCGACAGCGACUACGACUCCAGCGAUGCCUUGAGCCCAAGGGAAUUAGACCUGAUUUACUCCUCGUCCCAGGACAUCUCCCAGCAGGCUGGCAGCGGCCUGGGUGGCAGUGCACCCAACGUGCUCCAAGCCCACGACAUGAAGCCCUGCCUGGCGCUGAGGGAAGGCCUGACAGAGUGUGGUGCAUUGGACACCAGUGCUGAAUGUUGCACAGAGCAGAUGAGCAGUCUGACAAUGUCAGGGCUUACACCGAAAAGCACGGACAAGUCCUCCAGCUCCAAGCAGCCAUUGGGCUUUUUAGGGAAAAAAAAGUUGGGGAAAUACCAGCAUUACAACUACUUCAGCCGGCAGCACCGCUGGCUGCGCGUGCACAGCGAGACUCAGGCGGGAUCUCUGUCAGAAGGUAUCUACACCCAGCAUCUCAUGAGAUCUCCAGAUUUGUCUCAAGAACCUACCUCCAGCGAGCAGGUGACGAUUGCCCUCGAUGGGUCUCGGAGCACUUUCGUACCUCAUGCAUCCAGCCUUCCAGAGGAUGGGAAAGGCAAGUAUGAGGAAGCAAGGCAGGAUGUCCAUAGGAUACAUGUGCAGCCUUAUGAAACAACAUUUCUGGAUGAAGAGGGUGAGUCCUGGGCAAUGAGCACGGAGUCUGUAGAACACACGGAUGUGCACAAUGCUAUGCAACAGAUCACGGGGCCAGAGGAGCAGUCAGGUUCUGCUGUCCCAGAAGUUUUCAGCAGCACUCUUUAA